Molecule: messenger RNA, 841 nt
Organism: Mangifera indica (mango)
Lineage: Eukaryota; Viridiplantae; Streptophyta; Magnoliopsida; Sapindales; Anacardiaceae
Product: eukaryotic translation initiation factor 1A
Exons: 2
Coding region: 249-686 (145 amino acids)
Biological process (GO): translational initiation
Cellular component (GO): cytoplasm
Molecular function (GO): translation initiation factor activity; RNA binding
Source: RefSeq, a predicted model, not a curated record
AGAACCUUUUGGAAAGUUGCUACUUUUUUAACUCUCCACCUCUUCUUCGCGAAAGGUAUCGGAUUUUUCUGUUUAUUUAUUGGUUAUUCGUUCAAUUCUUCUUCUUUUUUUCGAAUAAAUUUCCAUAUUUUUCGAUUAAAUUUCUAGGUUUCUUAUUGGAAUUUGCUGUUUUACCAUCUCUUUAAGUUUAACCAUAUUUACGCUGAAAUUCGAUCUCUCUUUUUGCCUUUUAACUCGGUUCAGAAAACAUGCCGAAGAACAAGGGAAAGGGAGGAAAGAACAGGAAGAGGGGAAAAAACGAAGCAGAUGAUGAGAAGCGUGAGCUUUUGUUCAAGGAAGAUGGGCAAGAGUAUGCCCAAGUUCUUCGCAUGCUUGGUAAUGGGCGGUGUGAAGCUAUGUGCAUUGAUGGCACCAAACGUCUUUGCCACAUCCGUGGGAAGAUGCACAAGAAGGUUUGGAUUGCAGCUGGUGAUAUAAUUCUUGUUGGGCUCCGUGACUAUCAAGAUGACAAGGCCGAUGUCAUCCUCAAAUACAUGCCUGAUGAGGCAAGGCUUCUGAAGGCAUAUGGUGAGCUUCCAGAGAACACUCGUCUCAAUGAGGGUAUUGCUGGUGGUCUGGAUGAGGAGGAUGAAGGGGCUGGUGAUGAUUACAUUGAGUUUGAAGAUGAAGAUAUUGAUAAGAUCUAAACUUUAUAGAAAAUGACUCUGGUUGGGGUUUAUUUUUAAUUUUAAAAAAGAUAAUGCCAAUGCACUGGUAUUUGAAAACCAAAAAUGAUUUGUUUUGCUCUUUAUAAGUUCGGAUAUGGUGAGUUUAUUAUAUUCUGUGUGAGGUAUUACUUGCU